UCGGUGCAUUUUUGAGCUUUCUGUCAUCUGUCUUCUACUUUCCCUUCCACCUUUGCUAUUAUUCAUCGCUCGAUCACCUGCAUAUGCUCAAACUACGUACCAGUAGUUGGCGGAUUCCAAAGAUGUUAAUUCGUAGAUUGCUUUCGCGACUCUCUCUGGUUUCCGAAACUAGAAGAAGAAGAUUCUCUAAGAAAAAAGAUGAUCUCCCAAACGAAGUUGUGGUCAACAUGGAAGAAGAAGAAGAAGCAAACGAAAUCCCAAGCGAAGCUGUGGUCAAAAUGCAAGUAGAAGAAGAAGAAGCAAAAGAAAUGUACUUAGCUUUGCUCCCAAGAGAAGUGGUGGUCGAGAUCCUCCUCAGACUUCCUGUGAAGUCACUGGUGAGGUUCAGGUGCGUUUGCAAGGACUGGUGUUCUCUAAUCUCCAGCAACACCUUCAUCGCCACCCACAACCACACCAACCGCCAUGACAACAAUAACAGCGGCCUACUUCUCUUUCGGUACGCAAAAACGAUUCUCAUUGAUACUGUAAUAUCUAGAGAAUUCGAGAACUUUAGUCUGCGCACUGAUGGUGGAUCAUUUGGUAAUAACAAUAACUUCAUCCAAUUGAAUUGCCCACUUAAACCACCUGCUUCUUGUCCUUGUUAUAGUUUUACCAACAUAGUGGGUUCGUGGAAUGGACUACUCUGCUUUGCUUACACUGAUCAUUAUCAGAGAAAUUACUAUUGCUAUAAUCUAUGGAACCCUUCCAUUCAUAGGGCUCUAAGCCUUCCAGAGCCUAACUUCACCCUCUCAUUACACGCCAUCUUCAACCAUUCCCAUGGAUUCGGCUAUGACCCCUCUACCAAUGAUAUUAAGCUGAUCAGGCUUGUGUAUCUUAGAGGGCGUGACUACAAGGUCAAGGUUCCACCGCUGGUCGAGAUCUAUACGCUUAACACUGGCUCCUGGCGAGCCAUUGCUGCACCUGCUCCAUCAUAUAUUGUCAAUGAGCGUUGCUUAUCCGUUUUUGUCAAUGGGGCAUCCCACUGGGUCGCGCAUACUCCUCCAGAAGAGGGCACUUUUCGCAAUAUGAUAGUGGCGUUUGAUAUGGUUGAUGAAGUUUUUCAUGAGAUUGCAGUGCCCGACCAUUUUGUUGGAAAGUUGUAUUUGAAUAUGACUGUUGCGGUGCUUGAUGGAUUACUUUGUCUUGUCCCCUUUAAUGAACGAAAGGAGGAACAGUCGUUUUCUAUAUGGAUCAUGAAAGAGUAUGGCAUUGGAGAAUCUUGGACUAAGCUAUUCAACAUUCAUAUCAGUCAAGGAUUAAAGAGGGUGGUAGCCUUCAGGAAAAAUGGUGAAGUUCUAGUUACCGACAGAAAAGGGGAGCUUCUUUCGUACGAACCACAUAUCAAACGAGUAACUCAGCUGGGAUUUUUACCCUUGCCCGAAGAAUUGGAAACUGGAACUAUGUAUUGGGAGAGCUCGUUUUAUUUGGAUAAAUACGUGGAGAGCCUCGUUCUACUAAAUGCAAAAAAUGGAGUCUCAGGAAGAUAACAUAGAAGUUGAUUUGCUGUCUUUGGUAAGCUUGCAAUUGGUUGGACCCGUUCAAGUUUUGACCUGUGUGUGAUCAUGCUUCGCAAGAGAAAAUUGUAAAGAGUGUUGAUAAUUACAAAUUGCUCGAGUUUGUUGUCCUGUGUCGAACUCUGCCUUGGAGGAAUAUGCUGAAGGCGUUUUGUCUGUUUGAGUUGAGGUAAAGUCUGAAUUGUAACAAUUAAGCCUGCUUUUGCAGGUUUGGCAACAAUACUAAAUAUAUGAGCCUCGGAAGUUAACGCUAUAUUAUCAGUUUGAUCUUGAUCUUUCUUUGAUUACCCUUCUUAAAUACUUCUCUCAUCUUCCUUUGUUUGUGUAAUAGGAACCCCUAGGAUUUGAAAUCCUAUUCUAUCAACUGAAAAUAAUUGAUGCAUUUUAGUGAUUUUGGGUGAUACUUUCUGAAAUUGUGGCAUUCACAACUUGUUGCCGCCAACAUGUUGAAAUUUGAUUUUUGAACUCUUCUAAUUGUCAUAUCCGUGUUAAUAUUAUGAAGUGCUUUAUUUCUUGACCUACAUCUUUGUAGAUUUUUUGUCCAUGUGUUUUAAUAUUUACAAAUACUCUGUGAUGUAGACAUCUUGUUAUUUUAUUUAGUUACCUAUUUGGGCUUUAUUUAUUUGGGUUAUAAUAAUGGGCUUCAAUUAUAGCCUUUAUUUAUUUUAGUUAUUUAAUUCGCUCAUAAACCUUCUAGGGUUUAAUUAGGGUUGCUAUUUUACUAUUUAAACACUGUUGA
This is a messenger RNA of Alnus glutinosa, 2292 nucleotides long. RefSeq names its product F-box/kelch-repeat protein At3g23880-like. The record is from RefSeq and is a predicted model, not a curated record. Bases 84 to 1526 code for a protein of 480 amino acids. The transcript is spliced from 2 exons. NCBI's taxonomy places the organism in Eukaryota, Viridiplantae, Streptophyta, Magnoliopsida, Fagales, Betulaceae. Gene Ontology annotation, molecular function: protein binding.